CUACGCUUCAAGAGCGCGUAAACAUAGCAUUUGCUCACACCUCGCUCGUUCAGGUGGCUCGCUCCGUGAAUUCUAAUCGAGUGACUUAUGUAAUCGUGCUUCAAGGGUCGUCGCUGUAUAUAGUCUUGCUCAUACAAGAUAACUGGAUUCCAACCAAAGGGCAACUGCUCGCGUUUGUUUUGCUGUUAUUCACCUGUGUGUGGCAUGGUUCGUCAUGCAUUGGGAACACACCUGUUGCAAACUCAAGUGCAAGUCGUGGUACCGGCCAGUAUUCUUGCCAUGUGAAGGUGGGAGGUGGUUUUUGUUGUUGAGAUAUUGAAGUUACAACUGCGACUUCUGAAGCCUUCGCGCAGAGCUGUUGUACGAUGUUGGUUUCAACAUUCUGCAACGAAACCGAAACUUGGGGCGACCGAGUGUGCGUUAUGAAUUUGGGAACUUUCGUUCUCAAUGUCGCUCUUGUUAUUUGCGUAUUCGUUGCCGUUGUCCUGAUAUGCCUAGCUAGAGGGACCAUUAGAAGCGUGCCGGCUGGCUUUCGGUACCUGGACCACGAUCUGCGAUGGAUCUUGACGUUCUUCAUGUUGGCUAUUCACGGUUUCGAGUUGGCUGACAGCGUGAUGAUCUUGUUAAGGAGGGAAAAUUCACAAAGGAAUCUUCAUCCACUCCUCAGUGCAGUGACGUCUUUUCUUGCUGUGCUGGCGGCAAUCUUUCUUUACAGUCAAGUCGAGAAGCGCCGGAUGCCAAGACAAUUAAUAAUUUUGCUUCUCUAUUGGCCAUGUGCCAUCGUGUUAAGGAGUGGGAAAGAAGCAGUCCUACUUGAUGAAGGAAUGUCAUUUAAACAUGUUACGCUGGAAACAAACACUGGAGCAAUUCUUGCGUGUUUGGGAAUGUUUGCAGUCGAGGUGGCACUGUACAAUGAAGAGAGGUACCUUUUCCGGAAACCGAAAAAGGAGCCACUGCAGCCUUCAGUGGACAUGAUGAACAUAAUGUACAGGUUUCCGUUUGCUUCUCUGCCAUCAAAGUGCUGUUUCAGUUGGCUGAUGCCCCUGCUACGACGUGGUUAUGAUCAUAUUCUACAACUGGAAGAUCUGGGGUUCCUGCCCGACGAACAUCUUAAUCAGCACCAAUAUGAAAGGUUCAACGUGGCAUUUGAAGUCGAGAAGGCUAGGUCAGAAAGUAAAGGCAGGCGACCGUCACUUUGGCGUUGCUAUUUCAAGACAUACUGGAGAACAGCAGUGCUUGGAGGUCUGAUAAAGAUUGUGGGAGACAUAACUGGCCUGUUGGGACCACUAUCAAUAAGCUUGAUUGUAGACUAUGUCGAGACUGUGACAAACCCAGAAAGCGCAUCAAUCUCAAAGGAUCCCUACCCUACGUAUAUGGACCUGCUGAACAAUGCCUAUGUUGUUUCAGUGGUUAUUCUGAUCACUACAUUCAUACAGAGUACAUGCUCCAAUAAUUUUAAUCAUUUGGCGAUCAUGGAAGGAGUUCACGUGCGUUCUGCAUUGCAGAGCCUCGUCUAUCGGAAAUCUCUCUGCAUUUCUAGCGACGUCGAUAUCGGCUCGGUUGUCAAUCACAUGUCAGUAGAUGCAUUUAAUGUCAUGCUGCUUUUCUCUAUGGGUCAUUAUAUCUGGGCAGUACCAUUCAAGUUGCUGUUACUGCUGUUUCUUCUUUAUAAGCAGCUUGGAUAUAGUGCAUUGAUUGGAGCAGCGUGCAUCUAUAUUUUAUCUCCCAUUCAGUACUGGGUUUGUACAAUCCUCUCAAAGCUGCAGAAGGAAUCUCUGACAAUAUCUGAUUUAAGGAUAAGACGUACUACCGAACUACUGCUUGGGAUAAAGCUAUUAAAGCUUUACGGGUGGGAGAAAAUGUACUCUGAGAUGAUAAAGAAUGUUCGCAAGGAUGAACUGAAGGUGCUGAAGAAAGAUGCUGUCUUCGUGGCCAUAAAUACUUUCAUCACCCAAGGCUCAGCUAUCCUACUUACACUAGUGACUUUUUCUAUGUACUCCCUCGUUGAGGGAAAACAGCUGACACCUGCUAAGGUGUUCUCUGGACUAGCGCUUUUCAAUCAACUUACGGUUCCCCUUUACAUAAUACCAUUUGUGAUUCCCAUAGUCAUCAAUGCUGUGGUAAGCACGAGGCGCUUGGCUGACUUUCUCAACGUGCCCGAGAUAGACUCGGGAGCGCCUUGGAGGAAGAGGGAAUCGAAGGCCGCUUUGAAGAUAAACCCUGAAAGCGGAAGCGUGAUGCUGGACAUCAAGGACACAGAACUGCUGGAGAGGUGCCUUGGAACCAAUGAGGACGGAGAUCUUCUAGGCCAUUCCAAUUCCCCGCCUGUGAAUCAACCCAUGAUAGUAAUGUCGAAUGCUCAUUUCACUUGGGAUAAUGAAACAAAGAUUCCUGUGCUUCAAGAUAUUAAUCUUGAAGUGCCAGAAGGGACGCUAACAAUUGUGACUGGACCUGUUGGAAGCGGGAAGUCCACACUUCUCUAUGGUAUGCUGGGUGAGCUGGAACCUUACAAAGGAAAUGUCACAUGGGCACAUGUUCCGUUUGUGGCAUAUGUGCCACAGAAAGCAUGGUUGUUGAAUGCUACCUUGAAAGAAAACAUCCUGUUUGGGCAACGAUUUGAUGGCAGGAGAUACCACCAAGCCAUUCAAGCCUGUGCUUUACAAGAAGAUAUUGAUAUACUCCCUGCACGAGACAUGACUGAAAUAGGGGAACGUGGAGUUAACCUCAGUGGCGGCCAACGACAGAGGGUUGCACUAGCUCGAGCUCUUUACUCUAACGCAAAGUUGGUCAUCUUGGACGACCCUCUCUCAGCACUGGAUGCUCAUGUUGCACAACAUGUAUUUGAAAAAGGAAUAAAGAACCAUGUUGCCAAGAAUUCUCAAACAUUUGUGUUGGUAACACAUAAUCUCGAGCUGCUGACCCAUGCGUUCAAAGUGGUGGUGAUGGAAAACGGGAAGAUUCGCUGCCAGGGCAGCAUGGCAGAGAUAGAGUCCAAAGACCCAACCAUAUCUACUGUGCUACGCAAAACUAUCAGGCGUCCUUGCAUUACCGCAGAUGAUACCGCGCAGGAAAGGCAUCGUCUUGUCCGCAUGCUAACCAAGCAGUCGUUGUACCAGUCUGGAUCUGUCCAGGAUAUAUCUGCAAUGAGCAGCCUGGGAAGGCAACUAUCACAUGACCCUUCAUGUCCUCUACCCGUAAAUGACUGCGCAAAUGAAGAUGCGAUGCUGAGCCAGUUGACCCAGUCUGCCAUGCCAGGAACAGAACAUGUCUCUCACAGCAACCCCAGCACACCGAAGCACGUGCUGCGACAGCUGUCCUGGAAACGGGCCCCUCCCAUGCGCCUCAGUUCACAUGUUUCGCAGCAUGCUGAUCAACAGCUCAUCGAAGAAGGGGAUGAAGACCAGGAACACGACGAUAGCUUUCAUCCUCCCGAUGCACUCUUGGCGAGCAUGUCCUCGCAGUACAGCAUGCUGGGGAGCACGCAUCUAAUGCCAAUUGAUGUCGAGGAAGGCAGACUGAUCGCUGAAGAGGAGAGGCAAAUGGGAAAGAUACCGCUGAAGGUCUACUGCUCUUACAUGAAAGCCUGUCGUAGAACUCUGGCUAUCAUAGUGGUUUUACUGUUUGCGGCAAACCAGGGCGCCAAAACGGGAACUGACUUUUGGCUCACUGGCUGGUCGGAAACUUCCAAAACCUACAACUCUUCAGUGACCAUUGAGAAGGAUGAUACAACCUGGAAGUAUCUGAUGGGCUAUGCAGGGUUGUCAGCGAUCUCUAUUUUGCUCUCCCUUGUUACUAACCUGUCAGCGCAGCUUGUGUCCUUGAGGUCCAUUCGAGUCCUCCAUAACAGUAUGCUCGACAAUAUUGUCCAGUGCCCCAUGAGGUUCUUUGAUACCAAUCCCGUAGGCAGAAUUGUGAAUAGGUUUGCAGGUGACAUGGGAAUCAUUGACAAAAAACUACCAGCAACGCUACCUGUGCUUAUGAGAUUCCUGAUGUUGUGCAUUUCUGCUGUGUUGGUUGACAUCUAUAUCACACCUCUGUUCUUGGUGCUCAUUAUUCCAGUCCUUGCUGUGUAUUACGGUGUGCAGUUUUUCUUCCGCUGCUCCUCAAGGGAACUACAGAGGCUGGACAACAUGACAAAAGGUCCAAUUUUUUCUCAUUUCUCUGCAACUCUGUCCGGACUAACUACCAUCCGUGCAUUCAGGGAAGAAGCACAAUUUAUAGAAAAGAUGAACGAUCACAUCGACACCAACAAUCUCACUUUUAUAUUAGUGAACUGUGCAAACUGCUGGCUCGGAAUAUGCCUGGAUUACCUAGGUGGAGUUAUACUUUUCUUGGCCAUCUUGUCUGCUGUUGUGGCCGCCACCGCAGGGAGCAUCAGCCCUUCACUUGUUGGCAUUGCCAUGGCGUACACUUUAUUGGUCCCCAUAUACUUGAACUGGCUUGUGAGGCAAUUUUCAAAUGUGGAAAUGUACAUGAGUUCAGUUGAGAGAGUGCAAGAAUACAGCAACCUUCCCAUAGAAACUGUGGAAUACCCAAUUCAUGUUGACAGCGACUGGCCAGCAAAUGGAGAAGUGUUGUUCGACAAGGUGUCUAUCAGAUACGAUGAAGUCCAAGAGCCUGUACUUAAAGAAGUUACGCUGUUUAUCAAAGAUGGAGAGAAGGUUGGCAUCUGUGGCAGGACCGGCAGCGGAAAGUCAUCUCUGGUGAUGGGAUUGUUUAAGAUGGUUCCAAUCUCUGAAGGGAGAAUACUCGUCGAUGGUAUUGACAUUGCCAGAGUGCCACACGAAACCCUGCGCUCCCACUUGUCUAUCAUUCCUCAAGAACCCGUUAUGUUCUCCGGAACUAUAAGAGAAAACCUUGACCCCAAGCGAAUAUUUAAAAAUGAAGAACUCUGGGUUGCCUUGGAAGAAGCACAGUUGAAGGAAGUAGUCAUAGCUGCUGGAGGUCUCGACGGUGCAGUGACAGACGAGGGGUCCAACUUCAGCAAUGGACAGCGACAACUCUUCUGCCUCGCAAGAUCUCUACUGCGCCCAUCCAAAUUGCUGGUACUUGACGAAGCGACAUCAUCCUUGGAUGCUCAAUUGGACAAGCUGCUUCAAAAGAUGAUACUCAAAACAUGGAAGGAAUCAACCAUACUUGCCAUUGCUCACAGAGUCACAAGCCUUCUGAAGUUUGAUCGUGUUCUGGUCCUCGAUGCAGGACGUAUUGUAGAGGAUGGCAGUCCUUCAGAGCUCAGAAAGCGUGAUGGAAGCCUUUUCUCAAAUCUACUUAAACAAUGCGAGCACCAAUUUGCUGCUUAACGCGUCUACCUACUCAUAUGUUAUAUAGUUAUGCUCAGAUGUUUGGUCGUCAUCAUAUAUAUGCUCCAUCUACAUAUUGUUCAGAUCUCACUAUUUAUUCACAGGCUUUGUAUUGCCCGUACUAUAUUUUUUAAUAAACUUGUUUUAUUAGUC
This is a messenger RNA of Ornithodoros turicata, 5453 nucleotides long. Its product is annotated as ATP-binding cassette sub-family C member 9-like. The record is from RefSeq and is a predicted model, not a curated record. Gene Ontology annotation, biological process: transmembrane transport. Gene Ontology annotation, molecular function: ATP hydrolysis activity; ATP binding; ABC-type transporter activity. Gene Ontology annotation, cellular component: membrane. NCBI's taxonomy places the organism in Eukaryota, Metazoa, Arthropoda, Arachnida, Ixodida, Argasidae. The coding region runs from base 366 to 5300 and encodes 1644 amino acids. The transcript has 32 exons.